Messenger RNA from Prorocentrum cordatum, 5013 nucleotides. The record is from the annotation of a GenBank genome assembly. Lineage: Eukaryota; Dinophyceae; Prorocentrales; Prorocentraceae.
AUGGGCGACAAGAGGCUCUACCCCGACCUACCAUGUGCGGCGGCAGAGCAGACGGACUGGUCUCUGAGCAAGGGGGCCGAGCCGAAGGAUCCUCGCAUGACCAGCUGGCCAUGCCAAGGGACCCAUACCGUGUCGAGCUACACCAGCAACCGCUUCGGAGUGUGGCUGACGUGCGAGAGGUGCGCUUUCAGGCUGGACCACGCUCCGAAGAUGGGGUGCAGCGGCAAGUACCGCAAGGAGCCGAAGGCGGCCCUGGUGGCGGCGGCUCUUCGCCGGCUCCAAGAAUCGGGGGACACUCCGACGGCCGCGAGGGUCGAGGCGCACAUGGAGGCCAUCGAGGCGGAGCGCGCCAUCGAGACAGGGCACUACAUCAAGAGCGACCCGGACAAGGAGGGCUACUGGACAGCCCGCAAGACCAAGACCGAGGGCGUCAAGGUCGAGAUCAAGACCGAUCCAGGGGGGCCAUCGGCGGCAGCCAGACCGUCGACCGGAGUGCCGACCGCGGCGCGCACCGUGCGCGCGGUCGGAGCGGACCUAAGUUCUGCGGCAUCGGAUUCAACAGCUCGCAGCAGCACGUGGGAUGUGGUCUCGAGUGCCGCGGCGGACCUGGGCGAGACGCCCACGUUCACGACCAAGCAGAGGGACCUCCUCAUCGAGUGGGCAGUCUUGGCCCGGGGAGUCAUGCGCCUGAAGGUGAAGCCAGAGGUGAAGCAGGAGGCCUACGUGGCGAUGCCGGUGCCGGGGGACAUGGGGGAUGUCCUCAUGAAGUUCGGCAAUGCGAGUGGACUUCGCCGAAGUCGCGUGUUCUCCAGCUUCGAGGUUGACAGCCGGACUGAUGAGGGUUUCAACUGCCAGCGCAUCAACCUGGAGCAGGGCUACGACCUCCACAGUGGCUGGUCUACACCGGAGCUCAACCGGUUCAGGCGCGAGGCGGAAAAUAUCAUCGGACGACCUCUCCGCAUGGUCAGGGUCGACGCGUGCCAGGUCGGCAUGCGCGACGAGCAUGGCGCGCUCAGGAGCAAGUCUCGGGGCAUCCUCACCAGUGACGAGAAUUUUACGCAGUGGAUGGCACUACACUGUGCGAAAGACCAUCCUCGCAGCCCGCUCGAGGGGCACGACGCCGUGGCGGCGUCGGCCUACUAUCCGGAUCCGAUGAUUCGGAGAUUGGUCAAGGGUUUCGCCAAGGACCUGCGCGGUCAGGACUUCGAGGAGGACUUCUGGGCGAUGAGCGCGCUGCAGGACUGCGAGGAGCAGUUGUACGGCAUCGAGUCGGGCAUAGACAAGCACUUCAAGAAGAUGCCAGAGGACAACGUCACGCUCGACAAGGUCAAGUCCUGGUUGGUGGACCUCCACAUUCUUGGUGGACAUAUGUCCAAGACCAACAUGAAGGCGAUGCUCCAGAGACGCGGGUGCCAAACGUGGCAGCAGGCGCUCGUGGACGAGCUGAUCUGCGAUGCUUGCACCGAUACCCAGGACACGCAGCACCAGGCUGUGGUGUCACCCUCUUUGCCACCAAAGUUGUGGCAGGCGGUGAAGCUGGACUGCUUCGAGCUGGAGGUGCACCACAGGAAGCCGUUCGCGGUGCUCUACAUGGGCGCGGCCUGCAAGUUGGCAGUUCGCAGCGUCUUCAAGGAGGUGGAUACCAAGGGCAAGAAGGCGUACUUCGAGCCGUCUGGCGCCCAGGUGUUGUCGGCGUUCCUGGAGGAUUGGUGGCAGCACAAGCCGCGGUGCCAGUUCCUGAUCUUGGACCCGGGCGGCGGCUUCGUGAGCAACCAGUUGCGCGAGUGGUGUGGCAAGAACGCCGCGGGCAUCAUCCAGAGCCCGGGCGAGUUCCAUGGUCUGACGGCCGACAUGGAGAUUCUUAUCAGGCAGAUCAAGAAGACCGCUCGACGCAUCUCCUUGGACGAGCCGACGCUAUCGUUGGCCGACUGUGCGUCGCUGGCCUGCGCCGCUCACAACAACCAGCACAAGGCGUCGGGCUACACGCCAGUCCAAUGGGCGCACGGUACCAACCACCAGGGCCACCAGUUCGCGGAGGAGGCUGGUCGCCUGGAUGGAGACGGCUUGGCACACACCGAACUUCAUCGUCUUUUGGCAGAGCGGGUCUACCUGGAGGAGCAGGCUCGUUCAGUGGCGACUCGGCUUCGGCACUCCAUGAGGCAGAAGCUUCUCUCGAUCAAGAUCGGCGACUGGAUCAUAGCUUUGGCCAUCGAGCCGAAGGUCAACCUCCAGCGCGAACGUGCCGACGAGUCCGCUUCGAUCGAGGACGAGAUUUCGGUGGCGUGGAUCGUGCAUGGCACGAGGCUUAUUCGGUGUCAUCCGACACAGCUGAGGUCGAGCAGUCAGCGCGAGGUGGUCGUGGCAUCGCUCAAGGGUAACAUCGACAGGGACUCGCCGACCAACGCCUCCAAUGCAUUUCAAGGUGCUGGGCGCGGCGAGUUUACCGAUUUGGCAGGCGACCUACCUUCGGAGCGCGAGAUUGCCGAGAGCCUUGCAAUCGGCGUGAAUUUCGUGCUGGUGCUCAGGCUGGAGACGACGGUGCAAACCUUCAUCCAGUUCCUCAAGAUGUUCCUCCAAUUUUGUCUCGAGUACCAGUUCCAGAGGAUGAUGAUGAACCAGGCCGAGAUCUUCACCAAAGGGACCAAGUCACGGGUGAUCAGGACUGGAAGCCGAUCAGGCGGGCCCGGUCGAGGUACAAGGCAUCUCCCUACGACGCGCUUUAUGGGCCAGAAGCGACGUCGGCGGCGCCAGCCAGAGGAAAUCACCCGCGGCCUUGCAGGUGCUCUGAUUGGCGAUGAAGCCGCGGUAGUUCUCCGAGAGGGUAGCCCGGCAGAGCCUCUUGGGGUGGGACCCGACUCUGCGGACGGGCCGGUCGCAAAGGGUUUCGCGGGAAACCAAGAUCCUGCCGGGGGGGGCCCCACUGGCGAAGCAGACGAACGCGACAAAGAGGAGCCAGAGGCCAAGCGCAUCAAGCUCGGAGAAAUGGAUCUCAUGACGCGCGACUUCGAGGACGAGGUCAAGUACCUGGAGGCCUGGGACAGCUUCAACAACCAGUCCGUGGCCUACCUGGAGGACACGACCAUCGAGCGCGAAGUGAUCGAGGUCGCGACCGAUUUCGCUCACAUUGGAGCCUUUCUUCAAGACUCUACGGUCUGGCUCUCCAAGAGGCUUGGCGACGGCAAGGCGACAGAGGUCACCUACUCCAAGCUGGCGCCAGGGCAGCAGCGCGAGUUCGACAAGGCAAUGUGCAAGGAGAUCAGCCAGGUCAUCGCGACCAAGGUCUUGAAGCGGAUCGCUCAGGAGGAGCUCACCGAGAUCGACGAGUCGCGGUUGCUCAAGACGCGCCGGGCCCUCACCUACAAGUACCAGGAGGGUGGCGCACGCAAGCCGAAGGCUCGGCCAGUCAUUCUGGGCCACCAGCACCCGAGUCUGACGGAGCUCUCUACGGCGGCGCCUACGCUGGGGAAGCUGGCUCGCAACAUGCUGUUCCAGGUGUGCGCGCAGCGCAAGUUCAAGCUCAAGUUCGGCGACGUCAGCUCAGCUUUCCUCCAGACCGACGCGAGCGAGGAGUUCGAGAGUCUGAGCGUGAAGGUUCCUACGGAAGUGGCUCAUGCUUUUCCUGAUGAGCUGGGGCGUCCUUCGCAGAUCUUGAGGAUGGUCAAAUCUUUCUAUGGAUUGACGACAGCUCCGAGAGCAUGGCGAAUUGACAUAUCACGCAAACUUCGUGACCGAGGUUGGCGUCAACUACGCGCCGACCAGUGCGCGUGGAUCUUGCUGGGUUCCAACAACCAGCUGAAGGGCAUCAUCGGCGUCCACGUGGAUGACUUCAUCAUCGGCGGCGACGAGACGUCGAAGCUGCACAGGGACGCGGAGAAGGCCAUCCUGGACCUCUACAGAUGGGGCGCGUGGACUUCCGGCCAGGCCGAGUUCAGUGGGCCACGCGCUCGCCAGUUCAAUAAUUUCUCGAUCACGCUGGACCUCUACGACUACACGAACAAGUUCAUCACGGAGGCCGAGAUCGACGCCGACCGCAAGAAGCAGGCUCAUCUACCACUCGAGCCGAAAGAGAUCUCACUGCUUCGUGGAGUACUGGGCACGGCCAGUUGGAGGGCACAGCAAGUGCCCCCACAGUAUGCGGUGGACGCUGGGCUUGCCUUGUCUCAAGUCAACAACGCCAAGAUCCGCGACUUGGUGAAUGCCAACAAGCUUGUCAAGGACAUGCGUAAAUCGGCGUCGCAGGUGAUCAAGUUCCACCGGUUCGAGAACUACGAUUGGCACAAGUUGUGGAUGGUGCAGUGGGCGGACGCUAGCGACAAGCUCAGGCCCGACGGCAGCAAGACGGGCGGGCUGGUGACAGGCCUCUCGACUCCGGAUUUCGCGAAUGGCAGCAUGGCAAACGUUUCGAUACUUGGAUGGAGAUCCUUCAAGCUACCUCGCAAGACUUCGGGCUGCAACAACAACGAGACGCAGUCGACAGCGCUCGGCGACGAGAUGUUGUGGUUAUCUCGACUGAUGUGGGCAGAAUUUCAUGAAGUCGAACCGACCCGUUGGAAGUUGGACGACACUGUCAAGACCGUGCCAGGCAUGCCCAUCACAGAUUCGCGCGGCCUCUACGACGCGAUCUUGAAGUCGGAGUCUCCCCAGUUGGGCAUGCGCAGCUUCAGAUCAGGCGAGGAGGCCAGAGGCAUCAAGGAGCAGAUCUUGCGCACGGACGUGUCUUUCAGAUGGGUGAACGGUUUGGCCAUGCUGGCAGAUAGCUUGACGAAGCCGGGAUAUCCGGCUCGACAUGUGAUGGAGGAGUUUUUGGCCACGCAGCGCUGGAAGUGUACGUUUGACGAGAUGUUCCAGAGCGGACGUCGGAGGCAGCGCGACGGCAAGGGCGCUUUCGCAGACGCGCCCGAGGAGGCCGACAGUGGCUGCAUGGAAAGCUUGUUGGAUCCUUUGGAGUCGUUGUGCGACGAUUCCUUUCUUUCUGAUUCGACUCGAAGCCCAAUGCGGUCUCGGUGCAUGUAG